AUGGCGGCGGGCGGCGGCGGCGGGGGGCGACCGCCGGGCCCCGACCCCGCGCUGGAGCCCUACGUGCAGACCCGCAUCUUCAAAAUCAUCGUGAUCGGAGACUCCAACGUGGGCAAGACGUGCCUGACCUUCCGCUUCUGCGGGGGCACCUUCCCCGGCAAGACCGAGGCCACCAUCGGCGUGGACUUCCGCGAGAAGACGGUGGAGAUCGAGGGGGAGCGCAUCAAGGUGCAGGUGUGGGACACGGCUGGCCAGGAGAGGUUUCGGAAGAGCAUGGUGGAGCACUACUACCGCAACGUGCACGCCGUGGUCUUCGUGUACGACGUGACCAAGAUGAGCUCCUUCACCAACCUCAAGACGUGGAUCGAGGAGUGCAACGGGCACGCCGUGCCCCCGCUCGUCCCCAGGGUGCUCGUGGGGAACAAGUGUGACUUGAAAGACCUGAUCCAGGUGCCAUCCAGCCUGGCCCUCAAGUUCGCCGACGCUCACAACAUGCUUUUGUUUGAGACCUCGGCCAAGGACCCGCAGGAGAGCCAGAACGUGGACGCGAUUUUCAUGUGCCUGGUGUGCCGGCUGAAGGCGCAGCGCUCGCUGCCCUGCCGGGACACGGAGGGCUGGCCGGCGCAGCCCCAGCCGCAGCCCCGGCGGCAGGAGGAGGCCGGCGGGAGAGGCUCCUGCCCGUGCUGAGCGGGACCGGCCCGGACCCCAAUAAAGGCUCUGACCCCUG
Messenger RNA from Parus major (Great Tit), 727 nucleotides. RefSeq names its product RAB33A, member RAS oncogene family (gene RAB33A). The transcript has 2 exons. Gene Ontology annotation, biological process: Rab protein signal transduction. NCBI's taxonomy places the organism in Eukaryota, Metazoa, Chordata, Aves, Passeriformes, Paridae. Gene Ontology annotation, molecular function: GTP binding; GTPase activity. Gene Ontology annotation, cellular component: Golgi apparatus; endosome. The record is from RefSeq and is a predicted model, not a curated record. The coding region runs from base 1 to 687 and encodes 228 amino acids.